Pipistrellus nathusii (Nathusius's pipistrelle) is the source of this 3021-nucleotide messenger RNA. Lineage: Eukaryota; Metazoa; Chordata; Mammalia; Chiroptera; Vespertilionidae. The record is from the annotation of a GenBank genome assembly.
AUGGGCGUCGCGGAGGACGCGCUCAAAGAGAAACUGCUGUGGAACGUGAAAAAGGAGGUGAAGCAAAUCAUGGAGGAGUCUGUCACCAGGAAGUUUGUGCAUGAAGAUAGCAGCCACAUCAUCGCUCUGUGUGGUGCGGUGGAGGCUUGCCUCCUGCAUCAGCUGAGACGCCGUGCCGCCGGCUUCCUGCGCAGCGACAAGGUGGCAGCUCUGUUCACCAAGGUGGGGAAGACGUGCCCAGUGGCUGGGGAGAUUUGCCACAAGGUCCAGGAGCUGCAGCAACAAGUAGAGGGCAGGAAACCCUUGGUGGGUAGCCAGGAGGCCCUGCGGAGACAGAGCUCCACCAGUGGGAAGGCCCCCGCCCUCAGCCCGCAGGCCUUGAAACACAUAUGGGUCCGCACAGCGCUCAUCGAGAAGGUGCUGGACAGGGUGGUGCAGUACCUGGUGGAGAACUGCAGCAAGUACUACGAGAAGGAGGCAUUACUGGCAGACCCCGUGUUUGGCCCCAUCUUGGCCUCUCUUCUAGUGGGACCCUGUGCUUUGGAGUAUACCAAGCUCAAGACAGCCGAUCACUACUGGACCGACCCUUCUGCUGAUGAGCUGGUCCAGAGGCACCGUAUCCGGGGUCCCCCUAAUCGCCAGGACUCCCCAGCAAAACGCCCAGCCCUAGGAAUCCGGAAGCGGCACUCGAGCGGCAGCACGUUGGAGGACAAGCUCGCUGCCUGCGCCCGAGAGUACGUGGAAUCCCUGCACCAGAACUCCAGGAUGCGGCUGCUCUAUGGCAAGAACAACGUGCUGGUGCAGCCGAAGGAGGACAUGGAGGCUGUCCCCGGCUACCUCUCCCUGCACCAGUCUGCAGAGAGCCUAACUCUGAAGUGGACUCCCAACCAGCUCAUGAAUGGGACUCUGGGGGACUCCGAGCUGGAAAAGAGCGUUUACUGGGACUAUGCCCUGGUUGUGCCCUUCAGUCAGAUUGUCUGCAUCCACUGCCACCAGCAAAAGAACAGUGGCACACUGGUCCUGGUGAGCCAGGAUGGCAUCCAGAAGCCACCGCUGCACUUCCCGCAGGGGGGACACCUACUCUCCUUUCUGUCCUGCCUGGAGAAUGGUCUUCUGCCUCGGGGACAGCUGGAGCCUCCACUCUGGACCCAGCAGGGGAAGGGGAAGGUGUUCCCCAAGCUGCGGAAACGUGGCAGCGCGCGGUCCGUAGAUGUGGACGAGAUGGGCACAGGCUGGGCCACAGACUACGUGUUCCGGAUCAUUUACCCUGGCCACAGGCACGAGCACAAUGCUGGUGACAUGAUCGAGAUGCAGGGCUUUGGGCCCAGCCUGCCAGCCUGGCACCUAGAUCCCAUGUGUAGCCAGGCCUCCUCCUGCUUCUCCUGCUCCUCCAGUAGCUCCCCAUAUGCAACUCCCAACCUCUGCAGCUGUGUCCCCGACCGGUUGCCCCUCAGGCUACUGUGUGAGAGCAUGAAGAGGCAGAUCGUGUCCCGGGCCUUCUACGGCUGGCUGGCAUACUGCCGCCACCUGUCCACAGUGCGGACCCACCUGUCAGCGCUGGUGCAUCACAACAUCAUCCCGCCCGCCCGCCCCCCAGGGGCCUCAGGGGGCCUCACCAAGGACGUGUGGAGCAAGUACCAGAAGGAUGAGAAGAACUACAAGGAGCUGGAGCUGCUGCGGCAGGUUUACUACGGAGGCGUGGAGCACGAGAUCCGCAAGGACGUCUGGCCCUUUCUGCUUGGCCACUACAAGUUUGGCACGAGCAAGAAGGAGAUGGAGCAGGUGGACGCAGUGGUGGCAGCGAGGUACCAGCGGGUGUUGGCGGAGUGGAAGGCCUGCGAGGUGGUGGUGAGGCAGCGGGAGCGGGAGGCGCACCCAGCCACACUCACCAAGUUCUCCUCGGGCAGCAGCAUCGACAGCCACGUGCAGCGCCUCAUCCACCGGGACUCCACCAUUAGCAAUGACGUGUUUAUCUCCGUGGAUGACCUGGAGCCCCCGAAGCCCCCAGGCACUGAGGAUCGCAGACCAGAGCCCGAGGAGGCGCCGGGAGCAGGGCCCAUGGGCACCGCCGUGGUGGAGCAGCAGCAGUCAGUGGAGUUUGACUCUCCAGAUUCAGGACUGCCUUCCUCUCGCAAUUAUUCCGUGGCCUCAGGCAUCCAGUCGAGCAUAGAUGAGGGGCCGAGUGUGGGCUUUGAGGAGGACUGCGGUGGGGAGGAAGGCUCCGACAGGCCGGAACCUGCAGUCCACGCUUUCUCCGAGCCCCAAGAUCCCAGCCAGGAGGAGGCUUCUCGGGCCAGCGAGCUGGAGGCAGGAGAGGAGCUUGCGGCCGUGUGUGCUGCCGCCUACACUAUAGAACUAUUGGACACCGUGGCCUUAAAUCUGCACCGCAUAGACAAAGACGUGCAGCGAUGUGACCGCAACCACUGGUACUUCACCCCCCCCAACCUCGAGAGGCUCAGAGACAUCAUGUGCAGCUACGUGUGGGAACACCUGGACGUGGGCUACGUGCAGGGCAUGUGUGAUCUGCUGGCGCCGCUCCUCGUCAUCCUCGAUAAUGAUCAGCUGACCUACAGCUGUUUCAGCCACCUCAUGAAGAGGAUGAGCCAGAACUUCCCCAAUGGGGGCGCCAUGGACACCCACUUUGCUAACAUGCGUUCCCUCAUCCAGAUCCUGGACUCAGAGCUGUUUGAACUGAUGCAUCAGAAUGGAGAUUACACCCAUUUCUAUUUCUGUUACCGCUGGUUCCUGCUGGAUUUUAAGAGAGAGCUGCUAUACGAGGAUGUGUUUGCUGUGUGGGAGGUGAUCUGGGCGGCCCAGCACAUCUCGUCAGAGCACUUUGUCCUAUUCAUUGCCCUGGCCCUGGUAGAGGCCUACCGUGAGAUUAUCCGUGACAACAACAUGGACUUCACCGACAUCAUCAAGUUCUUCAAUGAACGAGCUGAGCAUCACGAUGCCCAGGAGAUCCUGCGGAUUGCCCGGGACCUCGUCCACAAGGUGCAGAUGCUCAUAGAGAACAAGUGA